CUCUGUCCAUUUCCGAAAUAUCAAUUCGGUCUACUAUUGAUUUGAAACCUGUUGGAAGCAUUCGGCGUUGGGAUGAGGUCGACUUCGAGACUCGCCGUGCCGCCGUACGUCAAGGUCGCUGUAGCCACGACCCUUGUUGCCGUCGGAGGUCUUGUUGUGACGCACAUUGACACGGUCCCCCAAACUGGACGAAAGCGCUUGAUGUUUCUCAACCCCGUGAUGGAGCGUGAACUGGGGGAGCAAACGUUCAAAGCGGUCUUGGCUGAACAUGGCGGGCGCAUCUUACCGCGAACCCAUCCCGUAGCGAUGUGUUUGUUCCGUCGCAAUCUGCAUGCUACCAACGUCACAUGCAUGUAGAAGGCAAAAAUGGUGGACUACGUGGGUCGGCGCAUCGCUCUCGCUGCCAAGCAGGACGACUUCAAGUGGGAAUUCGUCGUGAUAGAUUCCCCCGAGGCGAAUGCGUUUUGCAUUCCCGGCGGCAAAGUCUGCGUCUUCACGGGCAUUUUCAAGACCCUGCGCAACGAAGACAGCCUAGCGUCUGUGAUGGGCCACGAAAUCGCCCAUGCCAUUGCUCGUUUGUCCUCCCUUGACGUGAUGAGAGUUUUUCUAACUGAGGUACCAGGACAUAGCGCCGAGCAAAUGUCCAUUAGCGCGGCGCUCUUUCCCUUUCUUCUCCUUCUUCCCCCCGAGACCUUCCAUCUCGCUCGAUUGGCGUUCAAUUUGGGGGUGAAUCUCCCAUUCUCACGCAAACACGAGCUAGAAGCAGAUGCCAUUGGACUCGAUCUGAUGGCGAAGGCAUGCUUCGACCCGCGCGCGAGUCCUCAGAUGUUUGAGGACUGGGAGAAGCAGCACUUGGGCAGCUCCCUCACGUACUUCUCGACCCACCCACCCAAUGCUGAACGCUACACCCGGUUGAGGGAGAGGAUGAAGGAGCCGCUGGCAUACUACAAGCAGUACUGCGUCGACCGGCAGAGCCAUUUCCGUCGGCACAUUUAAAGCAACAGACCAACUAUCGCCAACGACUGCUUCCUACCGCCAGCACCGUGUCGGCAGCGGCCGCGCUGCCGUCGACCUCCCAGUUGGAUGGCAAUUCAAUCUUGAUAUUUUCCAUUGUGGAGGAAUUUUGAAAUAUUUGAAUCAACCUCAUAGAACCGAGACAUCGAAUUGCAUCGUUUCGACCAUGC
Molecule: messenger RNA, 1184 nt
Organism: Aphanomyces invadans
Lineage: Eukaryota; Oomycota; Saprolegniomycetes; Saprolegniales; Verrucalvaceae
Exons: 8
Coding region: 367-996 (209 amino acids)
Cellular component (GO): membrane
Molecular function (GO): metalloendopeptidase activity
Source: RefSeq, a predicted model, not a curated record